AUGUCUACAGCCUUGAACCAUCAACCUUCCCCUUCUUUCUGUAUCGAAGCAAUACCGAGAAAAGAGAGAAAAUGGCUCUCGCUUCUGUCUCUGCGGUUUGGCGCGGUACUAUCUACCAUGAUAGCGAUAAUCUGCUUUGCCUGGGCCAUGGUUCAGCAUCGUGAAGGAGUCGUUUCAAGCGAUGGACUAGGAGAAGCAUGGUCUAGCAUGAACCUGGGAACAGCCUCAUACGGAUUCGUUUGGUCCACUCUCUUCCUCCUCGUCGUCUUUUGCAACUGCGUAGUCCACCCUGGUGUAAUAGUCACAUUCGACUGCAUUGCUUGCAUUGCUCAGUUUGUCACAGUCUGCUUUGAUUUGCACGAGCUUGCCUAUUGGAACCUUGGUGGUUAUGGUUACUCCAGUACCCAUGAUGUCGGCCCGUUGUAUGGGGCCGAGUGUUUGGGGUGUUCUAUGAUGCUUCUUGGAAUCCUCUUCAACCUCAUCCUUUGUGUGCGUGCCUCCAUAGCCUGCCAUGAGCUGCGGAAGGCUGGAAAGCAGCUAGAUUCCAAACCCCCUUUGGACGCAUGA
Penicillium robsamsonii is the source of this 567-nucleotide messenger RNA. RefSeq lists its product as uncharacterized. NCBI's taxonomy places the organism in Eukaryota, Fungi, Ascomycota, Eurotiomycetes, Eurotiales, Aspergillaceae. The transcript is spliced from 3 exons. The record is from RefSeq and is a predicted model, not a curated record. The coding region runs from base 1 to 567 and encodes 188 amino acids.